AUGUUUGCGUCCCUGGCACCACCGCGCGGACAAGCGCCACCCCAGCAGCGAUUACCCGCGCAAGCAGCAGCAGCAGGAGCCCAGCAGCAAGCAGGAGGGAUGGACUACAUCUCGACACCGACUGUGAGAUAG
Messenger RNA from Peronospora matthiolae, 132 nucleotides. NCBI's taxonomy places the organism in Eukaryota, Oomycota, Peronosporomycetes, Peronosporales, Peronosporaceae. The record is from the annotation of a GenBank genome assembly.